Molecule: messenger RNA, 2563 nt
Organism: Hymenoscyphus albidus
Lineage: Eukaryota; Fungi; Ascomycota; Leotiomycetes; Helotiales; Helotiaceae
Source: the annotation of a GenBank genome assembly
AUCCAACUCUUCAAAGAGAACACAACAUCAUCAACUUUCCAUCUCUUCCAUUCGGCUGAGAUACUCCAGAUCUUCGACCGCUACCCUCGAGUUGAUUAUUUCAGCUCUUGCGUCGCGCCGCACUCGAUCUCCCCUAAUCUACAAAUAAUAAACUUCGGCUUCACCCUUUCAUCAAUUGAUCAAGACACCCAUCUCAUCAUGGCUUCCAUGGAUUACGAGAACGAGAACGGCACUCGAUUUGAAGGUAUGCAAUUCCACCCUCAUCUUUUGGAUGAGGCCGAAGCCAUCCUGCUCGAUGCAAUUGGCGUACUUAAUGCUGACACGACUUGCGACGCGUAGAUGAAGCACCACGCUACGACCGCGACCGCAGCGCCUCUCCUCGCCCAACCCGCCGCAACGACAGCCCACGAGGUGGUCCUCGCAGAUCUGCCUCUCCCAACGGCAAUGGACAUAUGGACAGCCGGUAAGUGACGCUUUAUCCAUCUGCGCAUAUUCACCUUCUGACAAUAUUUAGUGGUCCUCCAAAGAACGACCGUGGCCCACCAGCUGACGAUGGCGCAAUCAACCCAGGCUCCAACUUGUUUGUAACUGGUAUCCAUCCACGUCUCUCUGAGCAGGAGGUUACUCGUCUCUUCGAGAAGUACGGUGAGGUUGAGAAGUGCCAAAUCAUGCUUGAUCCUCACACCAAGGAAUCCCGUGGCUUCGGCUUCGUCAAGAUGGACACUGCUGAGCAAGCUGAUGCGGCCAAGGAAGGUCUUCAAGGUGAAGUCAUUGAAGGUCGUACCUUGAGCAUCGAGAAGGCGCGUCGAUCUCGUCCUCGUACUCCAACUCCAGGAAAGUACUUUGGACCACCAAAGAGAGGCUAGUACCCCAUCACCCUUUGUCUUACACAAUUAACUAAAACAUCAGAAGAGGACCCACGUCACGGACCUUCCGGUGGCCGAUACAAUGAUCGUUUUGAUGACCGUCGUCGUGGAGGCGGAGGAUACGGAGGAGGAGGACGAUAUGAUGAUUACCGCCGAGACGACCGCCGCGACAGAGGCUAUGGUGGACGUGAUCGAGACGAUUAUGCUCCUCGAGGAGUCGACCGCUACGCCCGCGACGACCGAUACAGCAGCCGUGGAGGCGAUGACCGCCCUCGUGGCGGUGGAGGAUACUCUGAUCGUUAUGAUAGAGGAGGAGACCGUGGCUCAGCUCGUGAUGCUCCACCUGCAGCCGCCUAUGGCGAUCCUGCCCCUCGUCGAGAGGCCCAGGAGCCAUACGGAGGUAGACACUACGAUGAUGAGAGAUAUGCCCGUCGUGAAUAUUGAUCGCUGACCAACUUAGGUGGUGAACGCCCUGCUCGUUAAACUCGCUCGAUCUUGACGCACAACAACAGCUUUGGAUCUGCGACUUUCAUUGAUGCAGGUGCACUUUCACGUGUUUCCUUUUCUUAUUGUCUUCCUCGCAAAUAUGGUCCAAAGCUUCGAGCGGCGGAAAUGCAAAAGCGGGUGUUACACUUUCGGCGGAUCGAGCAAACUUUCGGGUCAUUUGAUGACUUUUCUUACGGAUGCUAGGGACUUUUUUUUUUCUUGUAGCUUUCUUCUCAGGUCAUUACGGAACGACAUUCUGUCAGUCGGGCGCGCGGGUCAACAAUUCAAUGGGGCCCUAGAUUGAGUUCCUCCCUGGAGCAGAUAUCUGGUUCUUUCACGGUCAGCCCUUAUAAUCAGCACAUCAUGUCCCCUUGUACAACUAUUCAGCGUUGGCUGCGCAAUAUCACAACCAUGAUUUCGGCCUUUUACGCCUUUUCGAAGCUGUCUCGGCUUGGUCUUUUUUAGUCGCCAGAACAGAAUCGAAAAGCAAAAACUCAACCUUCCACUCUGUGAUCAACAAAAUUCGCAUUGCACAAGCAAUAUUUUUUGACAGCAACUUCCCAACGUGCUUGUUAAUUACGAUAAGAAAAUCCGAUAGAUACUUUCCAUGAUAAUUUGCAAUAACACCGCCCCCGCCCCUUUAACACAAUCUUCAACUCGUCAUUUCCAUUAAGAAGGCAACUAAAUCGCUCGUAAACUCCAUCUAUACAUCAUUGUCGCCAUGUCAAAGUUCCCGCACGAUUCAUUGAUGUAUUAAUUAUUAGCCUUGGAUUCACAGACUAAUCCCGAAUCAGAAAAGGUAAUUCCCAUAAGUGACAAAGUUGUGGCUGACACAUGAGUCCUACAGGUUCGUUGAGAUAAUAGAGUACUUUGGAAUGUAACUUUUCGUGCAUCCUUACUAAAUUUACAACUGGACACAAAUCCAUGCACCUAAAUACGCCACCCGGGUUCGCGAUCAUGUCUGUGUUAAUGCUCUUAUCGAUUGAACAGGGUCGAAUUAUGCAAUUAUGCUCAUCAGACCCUUGUGUAACGGUAUCCUUUGAUUUAUUGGUAGGUCAUAUGAAUCGUGUUACUGACCAAGAUGGAGGCGUAUUGCCAAGAGUUUUAUAUCGGUGGUAGGUCACGCCAGGCAGGAUUAGUUUUUCUUUGUUAGUUUUUUAUAGUACUCGUAGCUAGAAAUCAAAGAAUGUCUUUCCUUGCUAUGAUAAGGG